AGCACGCGCCGCGUCCUCUGCGUUCCCACCACCCGGCUGGCUCUCUGCUCCCUCGGCCUCGAGGACACGGCCCCCGCCUCGAAGAGCCCGAGUCACCUGCAGCUCUGUAACGGUUCCUAAAGGAUUUAAUUCUUCCUCUCUGUGGUAAAAACCCAUUUUGCUUGUGUUUUGCUUCUUCGGGGGGGGCAGUAAGAGGGUGGAGAUAACCAUCCGCUGUGGAUCCGUUGUUCUGAAAAGGUCCUCAGUGGGGUCUUCCAAAAUGGCCCCUUUGAAGAGCUGCUUGCUGGGGCUGCUGCUGGUGCUCCUGUGCCCCUCCCAGGGCCCGCUCUCCGGAGUAAGUGCUCAGGACGAAGGCCUCCAUGCAAAAGGUGUGGUGGAGGUUGUGCUUGAAGAGGCCGAAGCCACUGAUGGUGAUGGGGGCGAGGAAGAGGAACGGGUAGCAGAAGAGGAGGAAGAUGAUGAGGACGACGAUGAAGUGGAGGCCGUUGAGGAGGAUGAAGAGGAGGAGACUGCUGCAGAGCAAGUGGAGGAGGCGGAGGAGGAGGGUGAGGCUUCAGAUGAGGAAGAGGAAGUAGACGCUGAAGAAGAGGAAGACGAUGAAGAAGGUGAGAAGGCUUUAGAUGAGGUCGAGGAGGAUGCGGACGAAGAGGAAGAUGAGGAAAAGGUUGAGCGUAUUGCAGACGAGGAAGAGGAGGAUGAUGAUGCUGAAGUAGAGGAAGACGGGGAAGAGGAUGAGGAUGCUGCAGAAGAGGAAGACGAGGAGGAUGCUGAAGUAGAGGAGGACGAGGAGGACAGAGAUACUGCACAAGAGGAAGAGGAGGACGAUGCUGAAGAAGAUGAAGAUUCUGAAGAGGAAGACGAUGCAGAGGAGGCUGCAGAUGAGGAAGAGGAGGGUGACGAGGAACAGGUCAAUGAAGCAGUAGCUGAGGAGGAAGAGGAGGCUUCUGAUGAUGAUGAAGCAACUGAAGGAGUUGAGCUAGCUGAGCAAGAGGAGGCUGAUGAUGAUAAGGAGGAAGAAGACGAUGAAGAGGAUGAGGCCGACGAUGAUGAAAAGGAUGCAACUGAAGCCGAGGAAGACGACGAUGAGCCUGAAGACGAUGGCGACGCAGAAGACUCAAGCGAAGAGGAGCCUGGCGUUCUGCAAUUCCGCUCUGGCUCUUUGUGUAGCGUUUGCUCCAUCUGUGAGCUCUGCUCUCAUAACUGUGAUAAAUGCCUCUGUGAAGAGGGAGAUGAGUCAGACCACUGUGACCACUGCCAAGAAUGCUCAUCAUGCUUCAUUUGCCCAAUGUUGUGUGACACAAUUUGCACACCAGGUGGCCUUGUUGAUGAGCUAACUGGGAGCCUCUAUCAGACAGUUGCUGCUCUACUCUGAGCGUCCUGUAGACUGAUCCCUUUGGAGCCCCCCUGUGGCGGCGUGAGGUACUGCGCCGUGAGAUGAGCGCUGUCGCACGCAACACACGCGCACUCACACGAGGCCCCCGCGAUUGAUGUGACGUCUGACAGAAACACACACAAAUAACAUUUUACUUCCUCAUAUGGGAAAAUUUCACAAGAUUGUACAAUAUCCCCAAAUCUCAUCUGAUGCUGCUGCAGACCACAUAAGAUCAGGUUGUCUCUGUCAUGAAUUUGCUUCCAAUUAACUGCUUUUGCUACAUUUACUUUUGGUUUUCUAUUUCACAUUGUUUACUGACUUUCAAAGUAUUACUAUAUUAUAUAUUACUAUACGUGCAUUUGCUCAUGACUGGAGCUCAUAAACAGCAGUUGAAGAAACUUUGACAACUUGGGCAAAUAUUCCAAUAUAGUUCAACAGUUUUAACCGUACAUAUAAAGUUUUAUGCUUUACAUUAUGGGAUAUACAUGAGAAUAAUUCAUGAUAACAUUAUCAUGGAAAUGAGGUUUAGACGUUUAGUCCCUUGUAUGAACACAUUUUAGAAUAGUAUAAUGAAGUAACAUGUAUCGCUGUUUCUUGAAUAAAUUAUUUCUGUUCACAUUUACUUUUAA
Pungitius pungitius (ninespine stickleback) is the source of this 2001-nucleotide messenger RNA. RefSeq names its product sarcoplasmic reticulum histidine-rich calcium-binding protein. The transcript has 6 exons. Lineage: Eukaryota; Metazoa; Chordata; Actinopteri; Perciformes; Gasterosteidae. Bases 260 to 1372 code for a protein of 370 amino acids. The record is from RefSeq and is a predicted model, not a curated record. Gene Ontology annotation, molecular function: calcium ion binding.